AUGAGCGUUUUAAAUCCAACAUAAGAACAAUUAUCAGUGCUAAAAGAGCAUUAUAAGGAUAUUAUUUUGAACUGGCCUGAAGGUUACGAUUUCUGCGAAGUUUGUCUAAUUAAAGAAGGAAUGCAACAAGAUGAUCUAAUUUUUUGUGAACUCUGUAAUGGCCUUGUUCACUAAAGUUGUUACGGAGGAGAACUGCUUGAUAGCAUUCCAGAAAAUGAUUGGUAUUGUGAAAGAUGCAGAGAGUACAUCAGAGAUUAUAUGAACGAGUAGAAAUUGCACGACUUGUCUAGCAUUAGAUGCUACUUUUGCCCUGAAUAAAAAGGAAUAGUCAAAAAAGUCACUAUUCAACAUUCAGGAACGUAAAUAUGGUCGCAUGUUGGUUGCGUUUCUUCAAUAAAAUCUUUGAACUUUGUUGACAGUACAAGAAAUCUCAUAGUUUAGAAAUACAGUCCUAAGAGGACAACUGAUGAAUGCAAGAUAUGUGGGCUAAAGACAGGAAAUUGCGGCUAUUGCCAUACUUCUGGAUGCAAUUUCACUUUCCACUUUUCGUGUGGGAAAAGGAUAGGAAUCAUACAAGAUGUAAUUACCAUGAACACGUUAAUGGAAUGCAGAGAGAAAUAGUACAAAAAUUCUGAACCAGAGCAUCAUGUUGUCUUUUGCGAAGAACAUCUCUAUAAUUUAAGCUAUGUCGAAUAUCCUAAUGACAAAUUUCUCAAAGAAUUCAUUUAGAAUAUGUACAUUUAAAGAGAGACAUUUGAAAAUGAAGGAGAUAAUUUGAGUGUGUUGAUAGCAAAUCAGUAAAAAUGUGAUAAAAUUGAAUACAACAAAAGCUAGCUUUAAGAGAAAUAUAUAUAGAAAAAAUAAUAGCUACGUAAAAGUAAGAAAACAAGCUCUAACUCUUUGCCACAAUCAAAGCAAAAUAUCAGAGAUAAAAGUAGAAGUAGAAGUAGAAGUCGCUCUCCUCCAAAAAGCGAUAGGAAAAUUGCAGGGGGUAAAAAGCCUAAAAGUUCUGAAUCCCAAUUAGAAAUUAGUGAAAAGGAGAUCGGAGCAUCAAAAAAACCUGCUUAAAAAUCUAAGGCGGCUUAAUCAUAAUCGUAGACUGGCUCCAAAGCUCCUUCUAAGGGUAAGAAAGAAGAAGAAAAUAAAAGCUAACAAUCCAAUCCAACUUAAGCUGGAAAAUCUAAAGGUGGCAUUUCAUCUUCAUAGUCACUCUCUCAAAAUGACAAAGCAAACAAAUCUAAGGUAGCAGCAACAACAGCAGCAGUUUCUUUGUAGCCAUAAAAUUAACAAACCUCAUCUAAAAACGACUAAAAUAGUUAAUCUGGUUUAAGCUAAACAAAAAAACAAACAAAAAAGGGUAAAAACGAUGACGAACAAAGCAAUUAGCUUAUUGAAAAUUAAGAUAAUUGGAGGAGAAUACAAAAUGUUAUGUAGAAGUAUGAUUAUAGGGAAAAAUAAUUUAAUAAUAAUAGUAACAAUAACUCAGAGGAAUAAAAGUCAAACGAUGAAGCAUUUAAAACUCCGUUUUAUAUAUUAGAAGAGCUCAAUAAGACUCUGCCCAAGAGGACAACAGUGGAAACAUCUUUAAAGAGUGAUGCAACUGAAAAAAAAGAUAACUUGGAGCAAAGCGAGGAUAGCAAGGUUUUACAAAACAAUUAUGAUGAAUGCAGCAAUAGUGAAUUUAGAGACUCAAGCAGCAAUAUGAUGCAAAUGAUAGAACUUGAUUCGACAGUUUUAGAUUAGGAUAAAAUAAUUGAAGAGCAGAAAUAAAGCGAACUGCAAACUAAUUACUAAAACACUUCUAAUAGUAAUAAGGAUAAGAUGUUUGUUGUCCCUAUUCCUAAAUCAAGCCAGUCUAAAGAAGUAAAGGAUAUCAAUAAUUAAGAAGAUGCUGAAUAAAGCUCUAAGAAACUUUAGAAAAAGCCCAACAAGCUUUCUGAUGAUGAAAAAUCUCGUGUGUACAAAAAAUUUAUAAUUGAAUAUGUAAAAUUGAAUAGAAGCAAACUGCAAGGACCUUAGAGCUUGUACAUAAUUCAUCCUGAAAUGAUGUAAAUCAUGCAAAUUUAAGCUGCAUUACCUUAACGUAAAUGGAAAAAGGAAAUAGCUCAUUUCUUUGUACAAAAAGAGUGUCUAAAUCCUAUUUAAAAAGAGGUUUAAAUAAAAAAGUGCAUUAAUUAGAGAAUAAUUGAUUUAUUCUCUGACAGAAAUAUUCCAACAAACAUUCCUUCUAAAAAUUUCUAUAAACUUUUCAAAGCCAAUUUCAUGAUUAAAGUUUAUGACAACGUCAAAUAACUCUCAGAGUAUGAAGAUAUUUUAGACAACGCAUAAGAAAGCUAAGAAAAUUAAGAUAAUUAAGUAAAACCUACAAGUCUAAGCUAAGAAGAAAACGAAAUAUAACCAAAUUAAAUUGCUUAGAAUUAACAAUAAACAACUGAAAUAUGUAAAAAAUAAUAGGAUUAACCAUUAAAAGAUAACUAGAUUGUUGAAGAAAAUGCUGUUGAUCAUGAAAAAUUAUGCCAAAAUUUACCAGAAAAAAUGCAAGAAGAAAAAAUUCAAAAUGGAGAUAUUCAUUAAUAAAUAUAAAGUGAUUAAUAGGAAAAUUAAGCUGUUUAACAAGAUAAUAAAGAUGCUUAAUAGGAAAUUUAGAAAGAUUAGCAAGAAAAUAAAGAUUUUUAGAAAAAUUAGAAUCCUUAAGAAGAGAGUAAAAAUGUUGAUAGUGAAAAAAUCGUCUAAAAUGAAAAUUAAAAUGUCAUCGAAGAAGAAAUUUAGAAACCUUAAUCAGAAAAUAAAAAUAUUGAACAAGAAAAUCAAAAUAUUUAAUAGCAAGUUUAAAAUGUUUAAUCAGAAGAUUAAAAUAUUUAACAAGAAAUAAAAAGUAAUUAAUAGGAAAAUUAAAAUGCUUAGUAAGAUGAUUAAAAUUUAAAACAAGAUAAUUCAAGUGAUAAACAAGAAAAUUUAAAUAUUUAGGAAGAAAAUCAAAAGGUUUAGUAAGAAAAUGAAAGUACGUAAUAAAAUAAUUAAAAUGUUGAAUAAGAGCAUAGCUAAUAAGAAAAAUAAAGUGAAAAAGAUAUUUUAGCUGAAUUACCAGAAUCAGUAAAUCAAAAAGAUGAUUUGAAAAACACAGAAACAUAAAAUAAGUAAUAAGAAAAUGAAAGUUUUAAAUAAAACCCAACAUAAGAAAGUGAAAGUAAAAUGUAGAUAGAAAGUGAAUAACCUAAUUUAUAAGUUGAAGAAUAAACAGUAAAUGAUCAUUAAAAAAUGCAAAUUGAAGAUGGAGAAGAUAAAGCUCCAUAGUAAGAAUAAGUAUAAGAAGUUGUUUAAAAUUAAUAGUCAGAGAGCAGUUCUAACAACAACCAAUGA
This is a messenger RNA of Tetrahymena thermophila SB210, 3360 nucleotides long. RefSeq names its product PHD zinc finger protein. The transcript is spliced from 7 exons. NCBI's taxonomy places the organism in Eukaryota, Ciliophora, Oligohymenophorea, Hymenostomatida, Tetrahymenidae. The record is from RefSeq and is a predicted model, not a curated record.